ACCAAUGCGCAGUUGUCUCGCGUCCGCUCGGACGAAUAAGAAGAAGACGACGACGACGAAGUAGCUUGUUGAUCGUUUGGCCUCCUUCAACUCCGCCAUCGAUGAUCUCGUUGCUCAGCCGGAGCCUCGGCUCCGUCCGCAGGCUCAGCGGACCGCCGGUUCGGUCGGUUGCGCCGGACAAGCCGCGUCCCCCGGAAGCGAGCGCCGCGCGUGUCCGGAAGACGUUCGUGGACUUUUUCGAGCGUGAACACGGACACUUGCUGGUCCCGUCCUCCCCUGUGCGGCCCAGAGGCGACCCCAGUCUGCUCUUCGUCAACGCCGGAAUGAACCAGUUCAAGCCGAUCUUGCUGGGCACGGCGGACCCUCGCGGCGCCAUGGCGUCGUACCGCCGGGUGGUCAACAGUCAGAAGUGCGUGCGUGCCGGCGGCAAGCACAACGACCUGGACGACGUGGGCAAGGACGUGUACCACCACACCUUCUUCGAGAUGAUGGGAAACUGGUCCUUCGGCGACUACUUCAAGGAAGAGGCGUGCGCGAUGGCGUGGACGCUGCUGACGGAGCGUUUCGGGAUCGCGUCCGACAGGCUGUACGUUUCGUACUUUGCCGGCGACGCCGCUUCGGGACUGGGAGCCGACGAGGAGACUCGGCGCAUCUGGCUGGACAUCGGGGUUCCCCCGGCUCGCCUUCUCCCCUUUGGGCCGAAGGAGAACUUCUGGGAGAUGGGCGACACGGGCCCGUGCGGUCCCUGCUCCGAGAUCCACUAUGACCGCGUGGGAGGGCGCGACGCCGCCGGGCUGGUCAACAAGGGCUGUCCGGACGUGCUCGAGAUCUGGAACCUGGUCUUCAUGCAGUACAGCAGGGAGUGCCACGGGGAGCUCCGCGCGCUGCCGUGCCGCAGCGUGGACACGGGUUUGGGUCUGGAGAGGCUGCUCGGCAUCCUUCAGGGAAAAACUUCAAACUACGACACGGACCUCUUCGCGCCGCUGAUGGACGCCAUCCAUCAGAGAAGCGGCGUGUCGGCGUACGGCGGGCGUACGGGUCCGGGGGCGCAGGUGGACGCGGCGUACCGGGUGGUGGCCGACCACGCCCGAGCCCUGACGGUCUGCAUCGCCGACGGGGUCCAUCCCGGCACGUCGGGGGCCGAGUUGGUGCUGAGGAGGAUCCUGAGGCGAGCGGUCCGCUUCUGCACAGAGGUCCUGCGGGCUCCCCAGGGAACGCUGGCGAGCCUAGUGCCCUACGUGGCACGCAGCCUGGGCGACGCGUAUCCGGAGCUGCGCCGCGAGGCCGACAGGGCGAUGGACGUCAUCGACGAGAACGAGGAUCACUUCCUGUCCGGUCUGCGGAAGGGAAGCCGGCUCAUCCGACGAACCCUCGACACGACGGAUGCGCAACGGGGACGCUUUCCUGCGUCGGUGGUGUGCUCGCUGCACCGCGACUUGGGCUUCCCGCUGGACCUCGUGGACUUGAUGCUGGAGGAGAAGGGCGUGUCCGUCGACCGACAGGAAGUGGAGCGGCUCAUCGCAAACCAACACAAGGCGACGUCGGAGCGGGCCGGCGCCGGCGGUCACGUGGCGAUGGGGGCGGUCGUCCUGGCUGAGCUGCGACGAGGGGGCGUGGCCUACACGGAGGACAGCGCCAAGUACGAAUAUGCCGUCGAGCGGGAGCGCUAUGUGUUCCCACCGUGCCGAGCGCGUGUGCUGGCUCUGUUCGACGGCACGGCGCUGGUGUCUCAAGUGGCGCCAGGUCAGCGCUGCGGCGUCAUUCUGGACCGGACCUCCUUCUAUGCCGAGCGGGGCGGACAGGACGCUGACCGUGGAUACUUCGUACGGGCCGACCUACAGGAAGUGCCCUUCUCCGUGGAGGGCGUGUUGACGGCGGGGGGCUACGUGAUCCACCAGGUGACCGCCACGGACACCCUCGAGACCGGAGACCAAGUGCACCUCCAUCUAGACCAGACUCACCGCCUGGCCUGUAUGACGAACCACACCGCCACGCACCUGCUCAAUUUUGCCCUCCGGAACGUUCUGGGUCCGUCCGUGCGACAGAGAGGAACUCGCGUGUCUGCUCGACGCCUGCGCUUCGACUUCAGCGUCAAGGCCUCGCUGAGCGCUAGUGAGCUUCGGCAGGUGGAGACGUGUGUGAAGGCGGCGGUGGUGAACAAUCAGGCGGUGCACGUCCAGGAGGUCCCCCUGGAGGCCGCCAUAAAAAUCGCGGGCGUCCGGACGGUGGACGAGGCGUACCCCGACCCAGUUCGAGUGGUCUCGGUGUCAGUUCCCGUCUCCGAACUUUUGGACCGUCCCGCAGUCGAACGCACGUCGGUGGAACUCUGCUGUGGAACUCACCUGGUGCAGACGGCUUCCAUCGGCGACCUGGUGAUCGUGUCUGAACGACAGUUGGUCAAAGGAAUCAGUCGCGUUGUCGCCGUGACGGGAACGGACGCCACACUGGCUCGGGAGGCAGGGCAGUCGCUACUCGAGGAAGUGGACUCUCUGUCAGCCAGAAUGACAGGCUCUGCCCCCUCCUGUCUGGACUCUGCCCAGAGUCUCGCCAAGGAGGUGGGCGUGGUCUCUGAUGCGGUGGGCAACACGCCCAUCCCCCAGUGGCUACGAGGGGAACUGCAGGUGCGCCUCAAAGCGCUGCAGAGGCAGAGUAACACUUUGGUCCGGAAGCUGGAGACGGCGCAGGCAACUCUCACGGCCCAGGCUCUGCUGGCCAAGACCAAACAGGAAGUUGUGCUGGUGGACUGUGUGGAGGCCCCGUCGUUGUCGGUCCUGAUGAAGACGGUGAACCACCUGAGCGCGGCGCGGCCCGACGCGCACAUCAUGCUGCUGGCUCGCCAAAGGCAUUCUGGGAAAAUCCUGUGCGCCUGUCAGGUUCCCGAGGACUCUGCGGCGGCGCUCUCGGCUUCCGAUUGGGCGACGGCCGUGUGUCAGCGGACGGGCGGAGACGGCGGCGGCUCGGCGGUCGUGGCCCGCGGGACAGGAACUGGCGCCGACGUCGCAGAAGCGGUGGCUUGGGCUGAGAUGUUUGCUUGCAAUUCUUUGGCGACAUUCACGUUACAACUUCGGGACCGGCUUCCCAUACAAACAGGAAGUGUGGGGGCGGGGCCAAACCAUUCUGCUCGCAUUGUGCGCGGUGCGCUCCGACCGUCUCGACACAAAGACGAAGAUCCACGCGCACGAAGACGCUGUUCUGCCUCCGCGCUGAAAACGGCGAGUGAUCUCACCGAAAGGAGGACGAGCAGACACUCCCGCCGAUGUUGCCGGAGGCGGGACAAUAAGACUUGCUGCUGUCUGGGGAAGCCACGUUUACCCAAAAUACCACAUCAGUCGUCUCCCGCCCUUUCCAGCCCUCAAAACACUCGAAAUUCUUUUGGACGCGUCAUAACAAGCUUUUGAGCAGACGCGGAAGUAUU
Messenger RNA from Phycodurus eques (leafy seadragon), 3415 nucleotides. RefSeq names its product alanyl-tRNA synthetase 2, mitochondrial (putative) (gene aars2). Gene Ontology annotation, cellular component: mitochondrion; cytoplasm. The record is from RefSeq and is a predicted model, not a curated record. NCBI's taxonomy places the organism in Eukaryota, Metazoa, Chordata, Actinopteri, Syngnathiformes, Syngnathidae. Gene Ontology annotation, biological process: alanyl-tRNA aminoacylation; tRNA modification. Gene Ontology annotation, molecular function: amino acid binding; nucleic acid binding; aminoacyl-tRNA deacylase activity.